AUGGUUGAAGUCAUCCCAUCGGGCCUCGCCCAGAACGGGCACAACCAACAGUCCCAGGACUCUGCCGACCACGUAGCCUCUGUUGCUCGCCUACUACUCGCGACCAACCUCGCGUCUCGUCAAGAGAACAAGAUGAUGAGCCGCGAGGAACGCCAGGCCAUGAUCGAUGAGCUGAGCAAGAAGCGUGCCGGCUGGCGCACUCCUCGUCGCGGCUGGUCCAUCACUGACUCUCCCGUUGCAUCGGCUCAGGGUAGUCCCGCGCCCAAUGCCUCCCCUUAUCCCGCCCCUCCUCCCACUAUCCAGCACGAAGCUGUUGAGAGACACGCCAUCGCUUCUGUCCCUGAGCAGUCCGAACUCCCCAUCGAACAGAUGAAGCACAUUUUUCAUGCCCCUCAAGUCCGCCGGCCGCCUCUCCCGCCCCCGCGUCGCUCUUAUUCAGUAACGGACUAUGAGCCCCCGGCCCGCAUCCACCGCCCCUCGGCGCGUAUGGAUAUUUUCGACCUUCCCGCCGAGCUGCACUUUGCCAUCUUCGACCACCUCGAUCCCAUUGACAGCACAUGCUUCGGCCUGACAAAUAGCCACUUCUACAACAUCCACCGUCGCAUGCAUGGCUCUGUGCCCUUGUCGUCCCGUCGCAACGGUCCCAACGAUCUCGAGUGGGCCUGGCGCUUCGCCGGCCCCCUCAUCUAUCACGACUCCGCAACGCCUCCUGCUGAGGCAUUUCAGGAGCACGCCCACGCUCUUGAGCGCAUGCGCGUCAAGGGUCAGGUUUACUGCCGCAAGUGUGGAAUCUCCCGCUGCGAGCUGCACCGUCACCUCCGCGAAUGGAUGGGGACCAAACUCGAGUACUGCUCUAUCACCCAGAAGUACGGUCCCAAGGCUCCCGAGGAGGCUGCCGAUACUUGUUAUAUCAAGUCGCCAAAGCACCCGCACCGCUGCGGCCGGCACGCCCCUAAGCCCGUGAAGUCGGAGAACUGA
Messenger RNA from Colletotrichum higginsianum IMI 349063, 978 nucleotides. RefSeq names its product F-box domain-containing protein. Gene Ontology annotation, molecular function: protein binding. NCBI's taxonomy places the organism in Eukaryota, Fungi, Ascomycota, Sordariomycetes, Glomerellales, Glomerellaceae. The record is from RefSeq and is a predicted model, not a curated record. The transcript has a single exon. Bases 1 to 978 code for a protein of 325 amino acids.